This is a messenger RNA of Carlito syrichta (Philippine tarsier), 1528 nucleotides long. It is a transcript of the gene NUDT16L1, whose product is annotated as nudix hydrolase 16 like 1. The record is from RefSeq and is a predicted model, not a curated record. Gene Ontology annotation, molecular function: snoRNA binding. Gene Ontology annotation, cellular component: nucleus. The transcript is spliced from 3 exons. The coding region runs from base 126 to 809 and encodes 227 amino acids. NCBI's taxonomy places the organism in Eukaryota, Metazoa, Chordata, Mammalia, Primates, Tarsiidae.
UCAACGACGCGCUGGAGCGCAGCGAUGGGCUUUGCCCCGGGGCGCCCCAGAGAUUGGUGGGGGGGCGGAACCCAGGAGCGCGGCUGCCCGCGGAUUGGUGGGGCGCGGCGGAGGCGGGCCCGCGCAUGCGUUUAAGGGGCGGCGGCCGGGGUGCGGGGGCCAGUGCCAAGAUGUCGACGGCGUCGGUGCCGGAGCUGAAGCAGAUCAGCCGAGUGGAGGCUAUGCGCCUGGGGCCGGGCUGGAGUCACUCGUGCCACGCCAUGCUGUACGCCGCCAACCCCGGGCAGCUCUUCGGCCGAAUCCCCAUGCGCUUCUCGGUGCUGAUGCAGAUGCGCUUCGACGGGCUGCUGGGCUUCCCCGGGGGCUUCGUGGACCGGCGCUUCUGGUCGCUGGAGGACGGGCUGAACCGGGUGCUGGGCCUGGGCCUGGGCUGCCUGCGCCUCACCGAGGCCGACUACCUGAGCUCGCACCUGACGGAGGGCCCGCACCGCGUCGUGGCGCACCUGUACGCGCGGCAGCUGACGCUGGAGCAGCUGCACGCCGUGGAGAUCAGCGCGGUGCACUCGCGCGACCACGGCCUGGAGGUGGGGCCGCCGUCCGGGCCCCGCCCCCCGCCCCGGGGUUUGGCUCUGGCCCCGUGGAAGGCACCGAUGGGUGCUGGGCCUUGUGCGGGUCCCACUGUACACGCAGAAGGAUCGAGUUGGAGGCUUCCCCAACUUCCUGAGCAAUGCCUUCAUCAGCACAGCCAAGUACCAGCUCCUCUUCGCCCUCAAGGUGCUCAACAUGAUGCCCGAGGAGAAGCUGGCUGAGGCCUUGGCCGCAGCCACAGAGAAGCAGAAGAAGGCCCUGGAGAAGCUGCUUCCAGCUUCUUCCUGAGGUGGCUCACAUGGCGGCCACCACCCUCCCUGGCUGUGCCCGUGGGCUGGGAAGACUUGGCCCUGGAAUUCCUGUGGAAGUAUGUCUUAGAGCGUGUUUGUGUUUGCACCCCCUUCUGCCUGCCUGGGCCAGUGGCAUCUCAUCCCCACUGUCCCAAGCAGUCACGAGGUGGCGGCCAGGCCAACUGGGACCCGGCGGGUCCUCAGGUCGGUCAGUGGGUGGUCUGGGCACACUGGGCCUGGCUCUUCAGGCUCAGGUGUGCUCGCUCACCAAAGGCUCAAACCCUCCUCUGGGUGCAUCUCUGUGGGCUGAGGAAUGUGCACGGGGUUGGGCGCACAGCUCUGUGCUCAGAAGACGGCGGGCUGCGGCAAGGGAUGCCUUUAGGUCAGCUCACUCCUGCAUCCUUCCCCUAAGCCAGGCCUGGGUCUGGAACAAGGUCAGCUUGAGGGAGGAUGUUAUACUGUUAAUUUUGGUUGUUGCUGGAUUUACUUUGUUCGAUUUUCUCUCUCUCAAUGCGUGAACUAUGGGUGAGGUUUCAGAGUGGCUUUACCCCACUGUGGCUUGGUUCCCAAGGACAGUCAGGGCCUCAGGGGGCCCGGCCAUGUAUGGAUGGAGUUGAAGGAGAAAAAGACAAUAAAGUUGCUCCUCAGCU